AUGUCCGGAGACCGCCCCACUCUCCUGCAGGGCGAAGCUCCCUUCCAGGCGCCGGGCCGGGCGGCGGGCGAGGAGAGGCGGGCGCCCGGCCUGGCUGCGGAGCGGGCCCAGGGUUGGACUGCCGUGCCCACCCCUGAGUGCUGCCACGCUCCCAGCUGGAUUGGAAUAACCAAUCAGAAGGCUCGAAUUGACCUGAGAACGUGGCCCGAGCUGGCCCUGCUGCGGUGCUGCUGGUUUCGCCAAGAUGCCUGUGACUCUUGGAGGCUGAGUGGGCUGUUUGGCCAAAGGGCAGAGGCCCUCUCCAUCAUGCAGGAGAAUGACCAGACUCUGCUCUCUCAGGGAUUUGUGAUCUCCUGGAUGGAGCAAGAGGAAGAGCUGCAGGUCCUGGAUCCCCAGGACUUGGAGGAAACCGAGCUCCCAAGGUUCACAGCAGUAGAUGGGGGUUUGGGUGACAAUGUGGUGGAGACGCCUGAUCCUGAGGAAACUGAUCUGCAUGGGACACUGCUAGGGGGAUCCAGCGGGGCCCCUCUCCAGAGUCCCAAGAGUGACUGCAAGGCGGGCUGGGAAUGGCAAGGCCCUGCAAGCCAACCCACCCCCGGUGAAGGAGCUACAGGGGAUCACCACGAUGCUGCUGCCCAGCCAAGAGCCUCCACAGGGGAUAAGCCCUAUAAAUGCAACGAGUGUGGGAAGGGCUUCAGCCAGAGCUCUGACCUCAUCCGGCACCUGCGCACCCACACCGGCGAGCGCCCCUACAAGUGCCCCGAGUGCGGCAGGGGCUUCAGUGACAGCUCCACCCUGCUCAAGCACCAUCGCGCGCACACGGGCGAGCGCCCCUACAAGUGCACGGAGUGUGGCAAGGGCUUCAUCCUCAGCUCCUACCUCAUCCAGCACCAGUGGGUGCACAGCAGGGAGAAAGCCCACAAGUGUGCCAGCUGUGGGCGCUGCUUCGGCCAGAGCUCGGAGCUGGCGCAGCACCAGCGCGCCCACCUGGGCGAGCGCCCCUACAAGUGCAGCGAGUGUGGGAAGGGCUUCAGCCAGAGCUCUGACCUCAUCCGGCACCAGCGCACCCACACCGGCGAGCGCCCCUACAAGUGCCCGGACUGCGGCAAGGGUUUUAGCGACAGCUCCACUCUCAUCAAGCACCAGCGCAUCCACACCGGCGAGCGCCCCUACAAGUGCCCGGACUGCGGCCGGGGCUUCAGUGAAAGCUCCACGCUCAUCAAGCACCAGCGCACGCACACGGGCGAGCGCCCCUACGUGUGCACCGAGUGCGGCAAGAGCUUCAGCCUCAGCUCCACGCUCUUCAAGCACCAGCGCACGCACACGGGCGAGCGGCCCUACCUGUGCACGGAGUGCGGCAAGGCCUUCAGCCUCAGCUCCAACCUCCUGCAGCACCAGCGCACGCACGCGGGCGAGCGCCCCUUUGCCUGUGCCCAGUGCGGCAAGCGCUUCACGCAGAGCUCCAACCUGCUGCAGCACCAGCGCACCCACACCGGGGAGCGCCCCUACCAGUGCACCCAGUGCGGCCGCCACUUCAGCCUCAGCUCCAACCUCCUGCAGCACCAGCGCACCCACUUGGGCGAGCGCCCCUACGCCUGUGCCCAGUGCGGCAAGCGCUUCGGCCUCAGCUCCAACCUGCUGCAGCACCAGCGCACCCACACCGGGGAGCGCCCCUUUGCCUGCGCCCAGUGCGGCAAGCGCUUCGGCGACAGCUCCACCCUGAGCAAGCACCGCCGCACCCAUGUGGGGCAGUGCCCCUAUGCCAGUGCACGGUGCACUGAGGGUUUGGGGGACAGUGCCACGCUCCUGCAGCACCCGCGCACCCACCGGCAUGAGCAGCCCUACCAAUGCACCCAAUGCAGCAAGGCCUUCAGCCAGAGCUCCGGCCUGGCCCAGCACCAGCACACCCACAAGGACUGGCCCCUCUGUGCCAUCGCGCCCUGCCCCUAA
Messenger RNA from Emys orbicularis (European pond turtle), 1950 nucleotides. RefSeq names its product zinc finger protein 436-like. The transcript has 7 exons. Gene Ontology annotation, biological process: regulation of transcription by RNA polymerase II. Lineage: Eukaryota; Metazoa; Chordata; Testudines; Emydidae. Gene Ontology annotation, cellular component: nucleoplasm. The record is from RefSeq and is a predicted model, not a curated record. The coding region runs from base 1 to 1950 and encodes 649 amino acids. Gene Ontology annotation, molecular function: DNA-binding transcription repressor activity, RNA polymerase II-specific; RNA polymerase II cis-regulatory region sequence-specific DNA binding.